Molecule: messenger RNA, 2332 nt
Organism: Micropterus salmoides (largemouth bass)
Lineage: Eukaryota; Metazoa; Chordata; Actinopteri; Centrarchiformes; Centrarchidae
Product: tumor necrosis factor receptor superfamily member 14-like
Exons: 11
Coding region: 396-1184 (262 amino acids)
Biological process (GO): immune response; apoptotic process; positive regulation of peptidyl-tyrosine phosphorylation
Cellular component (GO): membrane; external side of plasma membrane
Molecular function (GO): protein binding; transmembrane signaling receptor activity
Source: RefSeq, a predicted model, not a curated record
UUACAAUUAAAGUAGAUCUUAUUGCACUUUGCAGACGGCCCCUAACUGCGCGCGCUCCCACCGCAGGCCGCUUUUCGUUUUCGGAGAUUUAUUGGACUGCAACAGGAAGUCGAGAUGAAAUGGAUUGUACAGAGUUCACGACUACUUCCUGCCCUGCACUGAGGGAACUUUCAUGAAUCAGCCUACUGGACAUAAACAAUGUUUUGCCUGUACGAACUGUGUUGCAGGCACUGGAGGUUUUCAGGCCAGGAUAACAUCAGCGAGCGGUGCCGGGAUUGGGCACCAGAAUCAGAGCUGAGCGAGCAGUCAACGAAACCGAGCUCAGCAGCCUCCUAGUAAAAAUGGCAUGAACGGGACCGAACACAGAGACCAACAGGGAAUAUAGUACCAGUGUGAUGUCCCUGUCCCCUGAUUUUACUCUCACUUCAUCCCAAAUCUCAGUGAGAGGACGUCUUCAGCCCAUGAAAGCUGUGAUUCUGCUGUACAAAAUGAUGUUUAGAAGAAAACCUCUGGCACCUGCAGCAUUGAUGAUACUUGUGAUGAAUGUCUUCAGAGUCACAGUUCAGAGACACAGCCUCCCGUGUCAUCGAGGAGAGUAUGAGAUAGGGGAGGAAUGCUGCCAUGUUUGUCCUGCUGGAAGUCGAGUUAAAACAGAUUGUACAGAGUUCACAAUUACUUCCUGUCUGCCCUGCACUGAGGGAACCUUCAUGAAUCAGCCGACUGGACGUAAACAAUGUUACCCCUGUUCAACCUGUGUUGCAGGUUCUGGUUUGAAGAUAAAGACGUCAUGUACAACAACAUCAGAUGCAGUUUGUGAACCACUGGAGGGAUUCUACUGUCUGGACUCUACAGAGGACAGCUGUAUGACAGCGCAGAGACACACAAGCUGUCAACCAGGACAAUACAUCAGCCAGAAAGGAACAGCAUUCACAGACACAAAGUGCUCUGACUGCAGCGUUGGAACAUUUUCAGAUGGGACAUUUACGUCCUGUCAGCCGCACACACAAUGUGAAUCAAUAAACCUGAAAGCAGGAACUGCUUCAACCGAUGCUGAAUGUGGAGAACAAAGUUCAGACAGGACAGGAGUUGUGAUCGGUGCUGCUGUUGGGGGGAUUCUUUGUUUAUUAAUUUUAAUAUUGGGCUUGUUGCUUUUUUCUAUGUCAAAAAGAAGAAAGGACGUCUAAACAGAGAAGACAUUCCACAACUGGAACGUUUUAUUACAAGAAGAAAUCAGAUGCAAACAAUCCCCAACAGAACAGAAACGUGAAUGGAGAAGAAAUACCAGGUGAAUGUCCUGCACACGGCGCUACAAGCUGAACACUCUACAGAAGUGCUGGUCUACAGUCUGGAUCAUUAUCUCAAACAUAUGUUACUGUAGAGAGACUGAAGUCAGCCUGGAAUAACAACGUGGAGCAAGCUGCAGACUUCCAGUCAAUCAUCUUCAUGUGACUGUACAUGUAGGCUUCUUUCUUCUUCUGUGGUGGUCACAGAGCUUACGGCUGGAUCUGAACACAGACAGACUGAAACUGGACUUCAUCUGUCAUAAACCAGAACAAAGAGCUGGAACAGAAGAAAGAUUCAAUCUGAACUGCAACAUGAUGGACAAAUGGUGACUGAUAAAAGCAGGGAAGCUGGAUAGUGUGCAGGUACAGCUCCAGGUGGGUACAGGUGAAGCACCAAAGCAGCGUGUGGUAGGAGGAGAGGUAGUCCACAUGCCAAAAUUUUUGGGGAACAUGAAUUCCUGGAAGCCUGUGUUUUAACAAGGCGUUAAAUGGAAAUCCAGUCGGAUGUUGUUAUGGAGCCAGUGUGGAUUUGUGCAUUUUAUAUCAAAUAAAUUUGGAGAUCCCAAAGUCUUUCUCUCUCCCUGAGAGAAAGAAAAGGAGGGGGUUUGAGAUAUCAACCCUCAACAGACAGCUGAAGCAACCAAAGGAGGAGGUGAAAGGUUUGCUUUCCCUAAGGGCUGUUUCUGGGCAGUUCGAUCAUAAAACUGGUCACCUUUUGGCAGCAGCCGAGACAAGGCUCUGUGCCUGACUGUUAAAAUGACAAAGAAACACUAAUCAGACAUUUUCUUUCUCCUGAACAGCCUAUCAGAACUCUUUUUAAGAGAGGGCAAGAAACCCUAAACUGCCCCCCGCACACGUAACCAUGGCAACUGACCUCCCUCUUUGUUUAAUUACCCCACAUCAAAGGAUAUUCUCCUCUUCACGCCCUGAUGUGAGAAACUCUAGAACACCAGAGGACAGCCCUGAACUCUUUGUGUAAACAAAGAGUACUGUCUCCUCAAAACUCAAAGCAUUACCUUGUUUAAUUAAAUAAUCUUUAAAUUACUUAA